Molecule: messenger RNA, 736 nt
Organism: Parasteatoda tepidariorum (common house spider)
Lineage: Eukaryota; Metazoa; Arthropoda; Arachnida; Araneae; Theridiidae
Gene: Prp3
Product: pre-mRNA processing factor 3
Biological process (GO): mRNA splicing, via spliceosome
Cellular component (GO): U4/U6 x U5 tri-snRNP complex
Source: RefSeq, a predicted model, not a curated record
UACUUUGAUUUUAAAGAAAUAACAUACCUUUACCUAUAUACUUUAUUGAUUUUCGUUAUUACAUAAAUAGUUCAUUAUAUUCGUCUUCCGUUAUUUCUUCAGGCACGUCAUCACAAUCUGUUUCGUCUUCAUCAUCUGUGUUACCCUCAUCCAUAAAUAAACAGCCAUCUUCUGAUUCGACCAGAUUAUUUGAAAUACUGCAUUUUUUGAAUGAUUUUCUAACCAUCUCAGGCUUAAUUUCAUCCCAUGCUUUUAAUAUCCAUUCGCACACUGUUNCUAUACAUGACUGGAUGUGUGAUUUUAUACAGAAACAUCAAUGUAGUUGUUGUUGAGGGAGGUCCUAAUCAGCAAAAAAAGUUUAAACGCCUCAUGCUUCAAAGGAUUAAAUGGAAUGAAGAAGAUUCUCGAGAUGGAAAUGAUCAUGGAAAUAAAGUAGAAAACAAAUGUAUGCUUGUAUGGGAAGGCACAGUAACACAGCGUAGUUUUGGAGACAUAAUGUUCAAGUUGUGUCCGACAGAGACUUUUGCAAGAGAGUUUUUCAAAAAGAGAGGUGUGGAACAUUACUGGGAUUUAGUUUAUGGAACAUCCAUUCUUGAAGCUGCAGAAGAUGCUUAGUCUUCUAACCCAUAACUUGACUUUUUACCUUUUAAAACAUUCUUUUUUGUUGUAAAAAAAAAAAAAAGGUUUAUUGUAAAUUGUGUUUAGUAUCAAGGUUUAUAAAAAUAUUGAACAGAGA